Vespa crabro (European hornet) is the source of this 1433-nucleotide messenger RNA. Its product is annotated as GTP-binding protein 10 homolog. Gene Ontology annotation, cellular component: mitochondrion. The record is from RefSeq and is a predicted model, not a curated record. Lineage: Eukaryota; Metazoa; Arthropoda; Insecta; Hymenoptera; Vespidae. The transcript has 4 exons. The coding region runs from base 209 to 1378 and encodes 389 amino acids. Gene Ontology annotation, molecular function: GTPase activity; magnesium ion binding; GTP binding.
UAAGUAUUUAGCUACCUACUAUCUAGUUUGAUCUCGUAUAAUCUCAAUUAUAUUUCAGUGUUUAUGUAUUUAAAUGGUGAUUGGUUUCAUUGUUUAUAUAACUGUAUGAUUGAUAUAGUUACAAUAAGGAGAUAAUAAGAUUAAUAUAUAAUAUUGUUUUUAUCGAACAUCUAUAACAAAAAAUAUAAUCUCAUAAUAAUACAAAGAAAUGGUAUUUCUUACAAAUAUUUUAGGUUAUGUUAUAAAAGUACCUAGAAAACAUUUACGCGAUGGAUUCAUAGAUUCUUUACGUCUUAAUGUAAAAGGAGGUACCGGAGGAUCUGGUCUUCCUCGAUAUGGUGGAAAAGGUGGCUCAGGUGGUAACGUUUAUGUUGUGACAAAAAAAGAAUUGACGUUAAGAAAUGUUAAAACGAAAUGGAAAAAAGUAAAUAUACAUGCUGAAGCAGGUACCAGUAGUUCCAGUAAAGGAAUUCUAGGAAAAUCUGGUAGUGAUAUAAUUAUUGAAAUUCCGUGUGGUAUAACUAUCUUUGAUGAUAAUGGUUUAAAGUUAGGAGAUUUGAAUAAAAACGAUUUAAAGUUAUUAGUGGCAAAGGGUGGUCUUGGUGGUUGUCCAGAAACAGGUUUUUGUGGUCAGAAGGGACAAAGCAGAACAAUAAUACUUGAUUUAAAACUGAUUGCUGAUGUGGGUUUAGUUGGAUUUCCCAAUGCUGGAAAAAGUACAUUUUUACAUGCUAUGUCUAAAGCACGUCCAAAGAUUGCCCGUUACCCGUUUACUACUUUAAAACCGCAAUUAGGUACUAUGAUUUACGAUGAUCAUAGACAAAUAACAGUUGCAGAUUUACCAGGUUUGAUCGAAGGUGCACAUGUUAAUAUUGGAAUGGGACAUAAAUUUUUAAAGCACAUAGAAAGAACAAAGUUACUUUUAUUUAUCGUAGAUAUUCAAGGUUUCCAAUUGUCCGUACAUAGUCUUUAUAGAUCCUUUUUAGACACAGUUAUCUUACUAAACAAAGAAAUUGAACUGUACAAACCAGAUUUAUUAAACACACCUUCUAUGCUUAUAAUAAAUAAGAUGGAUACAAAUAAUGCUGAUAAAAUUUAUGCUGAUAUAAAAGAUAAAUUGGAAGAUUUACCAAAUGUUGCUUCAGAAUAUCCUGAGGAAAUAAGACCUGAUCAUGUUAUAGAAUUUGAUGAUAUUGUGACAGCAUCAUUAGCUCUAAAAAAGAAAAAUGAAAUAGAAAUGAUUAAAGAGAAAAUACGAAAUAUACUUGAUAUUAAUCAAGAAAAAGAAUUAAUAUCAAAAAAAGAAAUUGUAUCUAAUUCUGAUUUACAUGAAAAACUAAAACAGCAAGUAAAGCAAAUUGGUCCUACACUUGUAUAAAUUUGUUUUUAAAAUCUUCUAGAUUAAUAAAAGACAGUUUUAUAUAUAAGUAAAA